AUGGCAUACACACAUCAAGACUCCUCCCCCAACUCCAUUGACCCAACGACCCUCCCACCCCUCCAACUCCCAUCAGGUGUCACCUCACGCUUUGUCGACACCACACCCCAAGGGCUCGUCUUCCACAUCCUUGAAUCUCUCCCGACGAACCUCCCACCGUCCAGCCCCAAGCCCAAACUCAUUCUCCUGGUCCACGGAUUCCCCGAAAUCGCCUACUCAUGGCGGAAGAUCCUCCCUCUCCUGUCCGCCCAGGGAUACCACGCCGUCGCCUAUGACCAGCGAGGCUACGGACGGACCUUCUCCCGCGUCCCUCUUGAAGCAUCGUCCUUCCGGCCCCUCAACCUGAUCAAAGACGCCGUCACGCUGGUCCACGCCCUCGGCUACGACUCGGUCACCACCAUGGUCGGCCACGACUUCGGCGCCGUGACGGCAGGCCUCUCGGCGCUCGCCCGCCCAGACUUGUUCAAAUCCCUCGUCAUGAUGUCCCACCCGACCAAAGGCGUCUCGGGCGCCAUGCCCACCAACACAUCCCCCUCGUACGGCGCCGGAUCCUCACGCCCGCCCCCGACGCCCGACAUGGAAAAAGCCCUCUCGGAACUCCCCCGGCCCCGGAAACACUACAAAUGGUACUACUGCACGCCACCGUCCAACGACGAAAUGACCAACCCGACCGGCCCACCCCUGCACACCUUCCUGCGGGGCUACUUCCACCUGAAAUCCGCCGACUGGGACGGCAACGCCCCGCACGCCCUGGCCGGAUGGACGGCGAGUGAACUGGCCAAGAUGCCCGUCUACUACAUCAUGGACAAGUCCGACACGAUGCGCCAAGCUGUCGCGCGGGAUAUGGCGAACGAGUCCGCCGCCGUCGUCGCGCAGCGCUCCGCGCGCUGGCUGCCCGACGCCGAGCUCGCCGUGUACGUGGACGAAUGGGCGCGCACGACGUUCCAGGGCGGCCUGAACUGGUACCGCGUGCAGACGCAGCCGGGGAUCGCGAGUGACGUGCUGGCGUGGGCGGGCGCCAGAAUCGCCGUGCCCACCGUCUUCGUCGCCGGCAAGCAGGACUGGGGCACCUUUCAGGAGCCUGGGGCGGUCGAGGCCAUGCAGGACGGCAGGAGUGUGUGGGAGGGCUCGUAUCGUGGCACCCAUCUUGUUGAGGGGGCUGGCCAUUGGGUCAAUCAGGAGCAGCCGGAGAGGUGUGUGGAGUUGAUUCUGAUGCUCGCGAGGGAGGCGGAGGCGGCGGAGGGGUCGGCCAAGCAUAGACUCUAA
Exophiala bonariae is the source of this 1266-nucleotide messenger RNA. RefSeq lists its product as uncharacterized. Bases 1 to 1266 code for a protein of 421 amino acids. The record is from RefSeq and is a predicted model, not a curated record. The transcript has a single exon. Lineage: Eukaryota; Fungi; Ascomycota; Eurotiomycetes; Chaetothyriales; Herpotrichiellaceae. Gene Ontology annotation, molecular function: hydrolase activity.